Molecule: messenger RNA, 138 nt
Organism: Dentiscutata erythropus
Lineage: Eukaryota; Fungi; Glomeromycota; Glomeromycetes; Diversisporales; Gigasporaceae
Source: the annotation of a GenBank genome assembly
AUGCAUUCAAAAAAGGAUGAACUGGAUAAAAGCAAGACACUAGAUAAUGCAGACACAAUGCAGCUGAACAAAUCUAACCCCAUAGCCACUGGACUAUCAGUGUGCGAUGUAUCAAAAAUAUUAGACGAGCAAAGCUAG